AUGUCUCCGCUUCGGGUGGAACUCUUCAGGUUCAGGUUCAUCACUCAGAGCAAACUCAAUACCAGCAUUAGUCAUAUCAGGUCCAGCAGCAGGAGCAGUCUAUUCCAGUAUAGAGACAUCAUUAACAUGAUUUCAAUUCGUGUUUGUGUUGUGCUACUGAGUUUGACUGUAUGCCGGGGGCAAAUAAUCAACCCUUUCUUAAACCAGGGAUCUUCGUUUUUGGAUUUCAACGUACUCAACUUCUUUAAUCCUCCGAAGCCUGGAAGUGGAUUGAAAAGAAUAAAACUGGUUGAACCGAUUAUAACAGGAAGAUUUCUUCUGAAGCAUUAUCAGUACGAUGGUCUAGAGGAUGUUUUGAAAGCUCAAGGUUUGAGUGAGGAUGCAAUCAGAACCAUUCGUGAUGCUUCCGUCGUAGUAUCUGUCAGCUUAAAGGAGAAUGAUUUGUCUAAUGAGAAUAUGAAUGACAACUUUGAUUAUUAUGCUGAACCUGAAGUUCAAACAAGGCGAGGAUCUAAUGCUUCAGUUGAGAAGGCGGAAGAGAUUACUAUAACUACUGAGGAUGGAAACAAUGAUGAUUCGAUCACACUGAUUCCUGGAACUGAGAUCAAUAUUACCAAUCCUAUCAAUAGGGAACUUACCUCGGUGAGAUCUGUGAUCUUAUCUCCGACUAUGAUCCGAACCCUCUCUGAAGGUUUGAGAUCUGGAAACAUUGAAAUCAAAACCUGGUCUUUCCAUCCUACUGGAGUAAACCUGAAAACUGAGGUCAUUAAAAAGAACAAUCUGUUCCCAACAGUCGGAAAUCAGAUCUACGUAAGAGUGGAUGAGAGGAAUAAUCCAAAACAGCUGAAACUUGGUUGGAUCUAGUUAGAUAAUCCUCUUAAAAUAAAAACUUUCUCAAUUUUUAUACAAUAAAUAUAUUUUCUUUGGAACUGA
This is a messenger RNA of Eurytemora carolleeae, 933 nucleotides long. RefSeq lists its product as uncharacterized. Lineage: Eukaryota; Metazoa; Arthropoda; Copepoda; Calanoida; Temoridae. The transcript is spliced from 9 exons. Bases 1 to 864 code for a protein of 287 amino acids. The record is from RefSeq and is a predicted model, not a curated record.